CGUUACGUAUAUGUUGCAUUAAGCAGCUAGCACAAGGCUUCCUUCAUUAAUCCGAUCGAUCGAUGGCGCAGCAGCAGCAGGGGCAGGGUGUGUCGAUGGCGAUGAUGAGCCGGAACCCGAGCUACUACUACUCCGGCGAGGCGGACCUGGAGCGAGCGCUGGGCGUGGGCGUUCCAGCGGUGCCGCGGCAGGACUCGCUGUUCCGGGACGCGAGCAGGGCGGGCGGGGGCGGGGGCGGGGGGCAGGAGGCGGCGGAGGGGUGGGCGCGCACGCUGCGGCUGGCCUUCCAGUGCUUCGGCGUGCUCUACGGCGACAUCGGCACGUCGCCGCUGUACGUGUACUCGAGCACCUUCAACGACGGCGGCAUCCGGCACACCGACGACCUGCUGGGCGUGCUCUCCCUCAUCGUCUACAGCUUCCUCCUCUUCACCAUCAUCAAGUACGUGUACAUCGCCCUGCGCGCCAACGACGACGGCGACGGCGGCACCUUCGCGCUCUACUCGCUCAUCUCGCGCCACGCCAAGGUGAGCCUGGUGCCCAACCAGCAGGCGGAGGACGAGCUGCAGCUGCACAUGAGCAAGUCGUCGUCGCUCCGCCGCCCCUCCGUGCAGCGCCUCGCCUCCACCGCGGAGGAGCGCGCCCAGUGGGUGAAGCAGCUCCUGGAGACGAGCAGGCCCGUGCGGAUCUCUCUCUUCCUGCUCACCAUCCUCGCCACCGCCAUGGUCAUCAGCGACGCCUGCCUCACGCCCGCCAUCUCCGUCCUCUCCGCCGUCGGUGGCCUCAAGGAGAAGGCGCCACACCUCAACACUGAGCAGGUGGUGUGGGUGACGGUGGGCAUCCUGGUGGCGCUGUUCGCCGUGCAGCGCUUCGGCACCGACAAGGUCGGCUACCUCUUCGCCCCCGUCGUCCUCCUCUGGCUGCUCCUCAUCGGCGGCGUCGGCGUCUACAACCUCGCCGCGCACGACGUCGGCGUCCUCCGCGCCUUCAACCCCAAGUACAUCCUCGACUACUUCCGGCGCAACGGACGGCACGGCUGGGUCUCGCUCGGCGGCGUCCUCCUCUGCUUCACCGGUACCGAGGCGCUCUUCGCUGACCUCGGCUGCUUCAGCAUCCGCUCCAUCCAGCUCAGCUUCGCCUUCGGCCUCGUCCCGGCGGUGCUGCUCGCCUACGCCGGCCAGGCGGCCUACCUGCGAAGCUACCCGGAGCAGGUCGCCGACGCGUUCUACGCCUCCACGCCGCAGCUGCUCUUCUGGCCAACCUUCGUGCUGGCGCUGGCGGCCUCCGUGGUGGGCAGCCAGGCCAUGAUCUCCUGCGCCUUCGCCACCAUCUCCCACUCGCAGGCCAUGGGGUGCUUCCCGCGCGUCAAGAUCGUGCGCACCUCCAGGCAGUACCAGGGGCAGGUGUACAUCCCGGAGAUCAACUUCCUGCUCGGCGCCGCCGCCUGCAUCGUCACCCUCGCGGCCCGGGACACGGUGGUGAUCGGCGAGGCGCACGGCAUCUGCGUGGUGCUGGUGAUGCUCAUCACGACGCUGCUGCUGACGGUGGUGAUGCUGCUGGUGUGGCGGGUGAACGUGUGGUGGGUGGCCGUGUUCCUGUGCGUGUUCGCCUCCACCGAGUCGGUGUACCUGACGUCGGUGCUGUACAAGUUCCUGCACGGCGGGUACAUCCCGGUGGCCAUGUCGGCGGCGCUGAUGGCGGUGAUGGGGGUGUGGCACUACGUGCACGUGCGGCGGUACAAGUACGAGCUGGAGCGGACGGUGUCGGCGGAGCGGGUGAGGGAGCUGAUGACGGCGAGGGAGCUGCAGCGUGUGCCCGGCGUGGGGCUGUUCUACACGGACCUGGUGCAGGGCAUCCCGCCGGUGUUCCCGCACCUGAUCGAGAAGAUCCCGUCCAUCCACACCGUGCUGCUGUUCGUGUCGGUGAAGCACCUCCCCGUGCCACACGUGGACCCGUCGGAGCGGUUCCUUUUCCGGCAGGUGGAGCCGCAGGAGCAGAAGAUGUUCCGGUGCGUGGCGCGCUACGGCUACCGCGACCGGCUGGAGGAGGCGCGCGACUUCGUGGCGGCGCUGGUGGAGCGGCUGCAGUACUACGUGCGGGACGUGAACCUGUACGGCGGCGCGGGCGCGGUGGGGCCGGCGAGGGUGAGCUACCCGAGCUCGCGGUGCGACAGCAUCGGCAUGGGGAAGUCGGCGUCGUACGCGGAGAGGGUGCAGCUGCAGAGGACGAGGUCGGUGGCGAAGGGGCAGGCGCUGCCGCUGGGGCAGCUGCUGCUGCUGCAGCAGUACUCGUCGUCUUCGACGGGGGGAGGGGGAGUGCACGCGGAGGAGAUGCUGACGCCGGCGGAGUCGUUCUCGGAGAUGGCGAGCGGGAUGGCGGUGGCGGUGAAGAUGAGCAUGGAGGAGAUGGCGCGGAUCGAGGAGGAGCAGAGGUUCAUACAGAGGGAGAUGGAGAAAGGGGUGGUGUUCAUCCUCGGGGAGAGCGAGGUGGUGGCGCGGCCGCAGUCGUCGCUGCUGAAGCGCCUCGUCGUCAACUACGCCUACUCCUUCCUCCGCCGCAACUGCCGCCAGGGCGACAAGAUGCUCGCCAUCCCCAGGACCCAACUCCUCAAGGUCGGCAUGUCCUACGAGAUCUGAAUCACAUCAACCAUUUUACUUUUACUUUACUUUAUUAAUUGCAUCAAAUACUACUUAUAUAUACUUACUACUGCUUUUAAGACAUACUCCAUAUCAGUAGUAGUAGCAGCAGCAGCAGCAAAUUAAGACAGCCAACGUACAUACAUACACUAGUUGAUUAUUGAUCGGUUGUACGUACAAUUAAUUGGAUGGGAUACGACCGAAUAUAUUGAUCCAGGUUCUUCCUUCUUGUUGUAUGUAUAUGCACUAGCCUGCACAGAUAUAUUGAACUGUUCCUUGUUACGCUA
Molecule: messenger RNA, 2920 nt
Organism: Oryza brachyantha (malo sina)
Lineage: Eukaryota; Viridiplantae; Streptophyta; Magnoliopsida; Poales; Poaceae
Product: potassium transporter 22
Exons: 2
Coding region: 63-2633 (856 amino acids)
Biological process (GO): potassium ion transmembrane transport
Cellular component (GO): membrane
Molecular function (GO): potassium ion transmembrane transporter activity
Source: RefSeq, a predicted model, not a curated record